AUGCCUUCCUCCAAUACCGUCACCUCACCAGACUUACUCGAAGAAGACUCCAUCCUGCUCUCCAAUCUUCGCUUCCCCUAUUACCACCCUCUCGGACAUAUGCACAUUCUUCCUGCUGAUCCACUGAAUUCGACGACUUACCCAUCUGAGUCUCGAUUACACAUUGGUUUGGCUACAUGGUCUUUGCCAGAUAAGGCUUACUCUGAAGCUAAUCGUCAGUCGUCACUUUCAUUUGUGCCGGCUACUGCUGAGUCGGAGACUACAAGUCAGCUCUUGACACUUGAUAAGCCAGACGUGCCAUUUUCUAACGACGUUAAAGAUGCUAUACACGCCACACUUCCAUUUUUCCAUGGAGUUGUCGCUGCUACUCCAUCACCUCCUUUACUACUGUUGGAUUCAAACAGAUCUGCUCUCGAAUGCCUUAUGCGCGUGCUGCAACAAGGCUGGAUGGCAAUUUUAGUUGGGCCUGUAAAUUCUGGUAAUCAUUAUACUCAUUAA
Molecule: messenger RNA, 498 nt
Organism: Protopolystoma xenopodis
Lineage: Eukaryota; Metazoa; Platyhelminthes; Monogenea; Polystomatidea; Polystomatidae
Source: the annotation of a GenBank genome assembly